AUGACGACGAGAUCCAAUUCCUAUGGGGACGACGAACCACCAAUCCUAUGCGGGCGACGAUCCUAUGGGGGACGACGAACCACCAAUCCUAUGACGAUGGGCGACCGACGAAUAUCCUCCUAUGAUGGGACGACGAACCACCAAUCCUAUGGGGAUCCUAUACCUGGGGACGACGAACCACCAAUCCUAUGGGGGACGACGAACCACCAAUCCUAUGGGGGUCCUAUGACGACGAACCGACGACGACGAACCACCAAUCCUAUGGGGGACGACGAACCACCACCAAUCCUAUGGGGGACGACGAACCACCAAUCCUAUGGGGGACGACGAACCACCAAUCCUAUGGGGGACGACGAACCUCCAAUCCUAUGGGGACGACGAAACCACCAAUCCUAUGGGGGACGACGACGAACCACCACCAAUCCUAUGGGGGACGACGAACCACCAAUCCUAUGCUCCAUGGGGGACGACAAACCACCAAUCCUAUGGGGGACGACGAACCACAAUGGGGACGACGAACCUCCAAUCCUAUGGGGGACGACGAACCACCAAUCCUAUGGGGGACGACGAACCACCAAUCCUAUGGGGGACGACGAACCACCAAUCCUAUGGGGACGACGAACCACCACCAUCCUAUGGGGACGACGGAACCACCAAUCCUAUGACGACGAACCACCAAUCCUAUGGGGACGACGAACCACCAAUCCUAUGGCGGACACGAACCACCAAUCCUAUGGGGGACGACGAACACCAAUCCUAUGGGACGACGAAACCACCAAUCCUAUGGGAACGACGAACCACCAAUCCUAUGGGGACGACGAAACCACCAAUCCUAUGGGGGACGACGAACCACCAAUCCUAUGGGGACGACGAACCACCAAUCCUAUGGGGGACGACGGUUCUUGUCGCUGA
Molecule: messenger RNA, 912 nt
Organism: Penaeus vannamei (Pacific white shrimp)
Lineage: Eukaryota; Metazoa; Arthropoda; Malacostraca; Decapoda; Penaeidae
Source: RefSeq, a predicted model, not a curated record